CUCCUCUGCUUCUUCCACAACAACAACACAAUUUUCUCACCAAACCACUCACUCAUCUCUCUCUCUCUCUCUCUCUCUCUCUCUCUGUCAUCCACUCUAGUAAGCACGAGUGCCAUGGCGAAGGACAUUGAAGUUGGAGGCCAAGGUGGGUUCCCCGCCAAGGACUACCAAGACCCACCGCCGGCGCCGCUGAUUGACGCUGAGGAGCUCGCCAAGUGGUCCUUCUACAGGGCUAUCAUUGCCGAGUUCAUUGCCACGCUCUUGUUCCUAUACAUUACCGUGUUGACGGUCAUUGGAUACAAGAGCCAGGUCGACAAAACCGCCGGCGGCGAGGACUGCGGUGGCGUUGGCAUUCUUGGCAUAGCGUGGGCCUUUGGUGGCAUGAUCUUCGUCCUUGUUUACUGCACUGCUGGUAUUUCAGGAGGGCACAUUAACCCGGCGGUGACAUUCGGGCUGUUCCUGGCUAGGAAGGUCUCGCUGGUCCGAGCCAUUUUGUACAUGGUAGCUCAGUGCUUGGGGGCCAUAUGCGGAUGUGGGCUGGUGAAGGCAUUCCAGAGCGCUCACUACGGCAGGUACGGUGGCGGUGCCAACGAGCUCUCCGCUGGAUACAGCAAGGGCACUGGGUUGGCCGCCGAGAUCAUUGGUACCUUUGUGCUUGUCUACACAGUCUUCUCUGCCACUGAUCCCAAGAGAAGCGCAAGGGAUUCCCAUGUUCCCGUCUUGGCACCACUACCAAUCGGAUUUGCGGUGUUCAUGGUUCACCUGGCCACCAUUCCAAUCACCGGAACUGGUAUUAAUCCCGCCCGGAGCUUCGGAGCUGCGGUGAUCUACAACGAGAACAAGGCAUGGGAUGACCAAUGGAUUUUCUGGGUCGGACCAUUUAUCGGUGCUGCUAUUGCUGCGUUCUAUCACCAGUUCAUUUUGAGAGCAGCCGCCGCUAAAGCUCUUGGGUCCUUCAGGAGCUCAUCCAACUUUUAAACUAUGCCAAAGAUGUGUGUCCCUGCUUACCAAUUGCUUCAAAGAGCAAUGGCACUUUUAUAUGGUCACAAGGAAGGGGAAUUUGUACAUUUUUAAGUUUAUGGCAAGGAUGUGUCCUUCGUGAUCUUACUUUUGUGUUUUGGCACCCAUUUUAAAUGUGCCAUUAUGUUAAUGUCGUUGUUGUCUCCAAUUUUCCUUUGCAUUUCUGGUCUUUUCCUUUUGUCCUGUGUACUCAUGAUCUUAUGGUCCAAAUGAUCAACAAGUUCUUUGUGUUA
Messenger RNA from Alnus glutinosa, 1253 nucleotides. RefSeq names its product aquaporin PIP2-1. Gene Ontology annotation, cellular component: plasma membrane. NCBI's taxonomy places the organism in Eukaryota, Viridiplantae, Streptophyta, Magnoliopsida, Fagales, Betulaceae. Gene Ontology annotation, molecular function: water channel activity. The record is from RefSeq and is a predicted model, not a curated record. The transcript has 4 exons. Gene Ontology annotation, biological process: transmembrane transport. Bases 115 to 978 code for a protein of 287 amino acids.